AUCCGUUUAGGUUAGGUGCCGUGUAAUCUCUAUCAGUGCAAUGAUUCGCUUUGUUAGUUUAAUAUAUCCGGGAUAAGUUGGUGAGGCGCAACAGAGACUUUGUGAACAAAAAAACAAUAGACGAAAAGAAAUGGCAGACAAAGGAGGUUACGGAGCAGCACCCCCGGGCCAGUAUCCCCCGCCCCAAGGUCAAUACCCACCACCUCAGGGCUAUCCUCCGCCGUACGCCGGCAAUGCCCCACCCCCUCAGCAGCAACUCAUGGGUCAACAGUCUAGCAGUGUUGUUGUAGUACAGGGGGGUGGCGGUGUAGUGGGCACUGGGAACUGUCCAGCAUGCAGGGUCGGGAUGAUCUCAGAGAACUUCUCGGUUAUCGGCAUCAUCCUCGCGAUAUUGUUCUUCCCUAUAGGCCUUCUCUGCUGCUUCCUUAUGAUGGAGAAACGUUGCAGCCAUUGCGGGGCAACUUUCUAAAGUCCUUGAGGACGCCGACACACUUGGCGCAUUUUCCUCAAGGCAUACCUGUAACCAUUGCAUAUGAGCUUCGCUAUGGUAAAACGGGGGUUAUUUUAUACGGGAGUUAAUAUUGUACGGGGGGUAUUUUUGUACGGGGGUUAAUAUUGUACGGGGGUUAAUUGUUGUACGCAAAGUGUCGUUUCAGGUUAGCCUGUACAGUUUGCACAGGCUUAUCAUUCCCGAUUAACUGGAUUUUCGCCAAAAUGAGACUUUCUUUGAAUGACGAAUACCAUUAAAGCGGAAAGUAUCGUCCCAUAUUAGCCUGUGCGGCCUUUAGUGCCAUGCAACCUUUACUAUAGGGCACGGUCAUUGACAUGUUUCCAAGUUGAACAGGCUAAUACGGGACGACACUUUACGCACAUGUAUUCCCAUAGCAUGGCUCAUAUGGUAUUAAUAAUUCUAACAUGAUUAUCUAUUAUCUUAAUACCAGGCGACACCAAUUGUUCAAUUGUUCAAAUGAUGAUAAGGCAAUGAACCAUGAAGACACGAACUUAAGCACACACACGUACAAUAUAGUUAUCAUGCCAUCUGAACAAAUAGUUAAAAACCAAGGUAUGAGAGAUGUUUACGAGUAUUGUUAUUUAUAAACAACUGGGAUGAACAAUAUCAUGUUAUAGUUUAUUUUGCUGCAGAAGUCCAAAGAUCUCUUUAUAGGCCGAUAAACUCCGAUAAAUCUUAAUAUGUCUUAUACAGUGAAAUCUUCUUGUUAGAUUUUCGGCGAAACGUGUAUGUUGGGGCAGAUUAAACAAUAUGCUACUUAUAAAUCAAAACGAACUUAUGUCAUCACAGAAUUAAAGAAUGAAACAAAUUUAAGCCAUGUUACAUACGAGUCGUUUAAAAAAGUAAAUUAACAUGCUUUGAGUUAAUAUUAAUUAUUUAUCCGAAAAGGUAACACGUGCUCUUUUUUUUAAAUCAUGUUCAAGUAAAACUUUUUAAUCUCUAAAUUUUAGUCUUUUUUUCCAUUUCUGCUUUUAACAUUUUGUUUCCAAGUUUUGCAUGUUGGCUUUUUGAUUUCUUAGACUUCUUGGUACGCAUUUGAUAGUACAUGUAGAUAUAUAUAUUGUUUGUAAAUCGUCCUUGACAAAUCAAUUAAACGAAGCUGAAAAGUGUAUACCAUUGUAAUUGUUUUAUAUUAGUUUAAUACUUAAAUGUUAUGGGUAGCUUUUGUAUAUCGAAUAGAACAUAUUAUUUUAAAUAACAUUUUGUUAAUGUAAGUUAAAAUGGUUUAUGACAUUUUAAAUGUUUUUCUAUGUAACAAUAUAUGUGUACAUAUUGUUCUUUUUUUCAAUAAACAUGUAAUAAAUAA
Molecule: messenger RNA, 1817 nt
Organism: Dreissena polymorpha
Lineage: Eukaryota; Metazoa; Mollusca; Bivalvia; Myida; Dreissenidae
Product: brain protein I3-like
Exons: 4
Coding region: 131-469 (112 amino acids)
Source: RefSeq, a predicted model, not a curated record